Messenger RNA from Oncorhynchus mykiss (rainbow trout), 1977 nucleotides. The record is from RefSeq and is a predicted model, not a curated record. NCBI's taxonomy places the organism in Eukaryota, Metazoa, Chordata, Actinopteri, Salmoniformes, Salmonidae.
AUUCAGUAUCAUUAGAAGGCCGGAGAUUCAACAAAAGUGACAAUAUCAACAUGUCUUAUUCCUACUCCAAGAGGUCUUCUUCUACCAGUACCGCUAAGAGCAGCAGUCCCAGCCAGGCGAUUGAGGACCCUAAGAAGAAGACUUCUCUGCUAAAGGACAGAAGUUGGAUCAGGAGCAACGCAGAUCAGGACGAAGCAGUCGACCAGGAUCCAAACUUUGGCAGAGUGGUUCUGAACAAAUACCGGUCCAAUGAGGCUCUUGACAGUGCUGAGCCUGCAGACUCAAAAUCCCCUCAAACGACAACCACCAAGACAUUGUCCUCCGUAGAGGCACUAAAAAAGAGAUUUGGUGGGAGUCAGGAUGAAUUGAGCAAGGGCAGCACCCUGCCUUCAACUUAUGGACGUACUAGCACAUCCUACACAAAAAGUACCUCCCCACCGAAGUCAGAUUGUCUCAAGACAACCACUGUCUCUAAAACAACAGUCACAGAGGAACCUAAGAAAACAAGCACCACAACAACUACCACCACCAUAGGUGGAACAACUACUGAGACUACCAUCUCCACAAGCCAGCGUGUGAGCAGAUCCCCAGUUGUGAAAUCGCCCACCACCAACACUGAGAGCUUCACCGACCGAGUCUUCAGCUCCAGAAAAGGGACUGAGGAUCAGUUAGUCAGUAGUCUGAUACCAACAUCCGUCAAAACGGAAUACUUGAUCCCAGACAGCACGACAAGUGUCUCCAAAACAGACACUGUGACACUGAAAACCACUAAAAAGGAAAGCACUUCUGGAGAUGUCAGCAAGAAACCCCCCACUAUCCCAAAGGGGACUUCCUCAAAGACCGAGGAUGACCUCUUUGAUACUCUCCUGCCGACAACCAUGAAUGCUCGCUACUCCUCCCCUGACAGUACUACAACCAUCACCAAUAAAGAAGUUGUCACUGUCGACAGCCCCAAAGGGGAUGUCAAAACUGUGAAAUCUCCGACCUCUACAACUAGGACCAUUACCAGUGAGGAAUACACCUCAACCAACACCCGUAGAAGCUACUCCAGCAAGCCAGACAACAGUGUCAGUGUCACCAGCCCCAUUGUCUACACCACGUCUACUACCUACAAGGACAGCAGCCGGGCUGAGGACGAUCUGUUCGAUUCUCUCAUGUCAAAACCCACCAAGACGGUGUAUUCUACUCCUGAAAGUCCCUCUAGGACUGUUUUGGAGAGAGACCUUUGCUCUUACUGCCGUAAGCCCAUGAGUUCCGACCCCAAGAUGGUGCUGGAGGAUAUGAAGAUCAACUGCCACACUACCUGCUUUAAGUGUGAGGUGUGUAGCAGUGACCUGGGCCAUCUCAAGGCAGGGGACAGUAUGUGGGUCUACAGACGCACUGUCCACUGUGAGCGCUGCUUCGAAGUCACCAGAGAAAAAUGGCAUCGUUGAACCUCAAGUUCACGUGGAUGAAGAUGGGGUCUUUAUUCUAUGGUCGUUUAAAUAGAUUGAAGUUUUGAAUUACAUUUUGGUGACAUGGGUCCUCCUUAUAUAGGUACGGAAAUGUAUAGCAUAUUUUUCAGAAUUGGGUAUGAAUUCUUGUGUUUAUAAAAUGGAGAGGAUAUUAAUAUUUUACAUAACCCUUGACAGUUAAUGUUUUCAUGCAUGAAUAUACUAUAUGGGAUAUGUAAUCAUGGUUAUUAUCUCUGUUAUUUUUUAUUUUAGUAACCUAUAAUUACUUGACUCUGUUUCUGAAUCAUGAUAGGUUAAACAUCCACAGUAAAAUGCAUGUAAGCCAAACAUUUUAUUUUUUAUACCUGUCUCAGCCAGCUGUUUGUCUCCAUAAUCAACAUAUUUCACAGGCAGUCAGGCUACCAAAAUAGGCUUACGGUAAGAUAUCCAUAUGGUGCAAUAAUUAGGGCCGGGGGUUGGUUGUGUGUGCAAUACAAAACUAUUAAGCAUUCUUUAUUAAAAUUGACAGAAGUUACACAAAACA